GAACGAUAGGGUUUUUGGGAUUUUAGGUUUAUUCCCCUACUCGAAAUCAAACGAAAAUGGCGAAUCUCCUCUCUCACGCCCGUCGCCGUGCCUUCAGCAUCAAUCGAUCUCAAACCCUAGCUUUCCUGCGAUCCUUUUCUUCACCUUCCCCAUCUCAAACCUUAGCAUCGUCGUUCCGGCGGCCGUGGACUCUCGAGGACACAAGGUUCGUCAACGGCGUGCCCUCAUUCAAGGUUGCUUCUCUGUUUGGGGCUUACAAAAAGUUCUGUACUUAUGAGGCGCGAGAAAGUGAAGGCGUUAUCCCGUCGGAGUUGUUAACGAGUAAAAAUGCGACGGCACCUAAUCGAAAUAUAGGAGAAUAUGCUGACCUAGUAACGAGAGUGACCAACUUUCAAAAUGAGGACAAGGGUCUCAUUGUCUUGGCUGGUGAUGUUUUUGAUGUGCCCAUUAGGAAGGAUAUAAUUCACCGAGUUGUGCGAUGGCAGCUUGCCAAACGACAGCAGGGGACUCAUUCGACUAAAACAAUAAGUGAAGUCAGUGGUACUGGGAAAAAGCCCUAUAAUCAGAAGGGAACUGGAAGAGCAAGGCAUGGGACAUUGCGUGGUCCACAGUUUAGAGGUGGUGCCGUUAUGCAUGGGCCUAAACCACGUAGUCAUGCAAUCAAGCUGAACAAAAAGGUCCGGCGACUUGGACUGAAAAUUGCUUUAACAGCUCGUGCAGCAGAAGGCAAGCUUUUAGUUUUUGAGGAUCUUGAAGUUCCGAACCACAAAACAAAGAACAUAGUAAAUUAUGUUUCUCAGAUGGAGGAGACAAAGAAAGUUCUGUUGGUGGACAGUGGUCCUAUAAGCGACAACCUGAAGCUUGCCACUGGAAAUCUCCAUUAUGUGAAUGUCCUUCCUUCAAUUGGUCUGAAUGUUUACAGCAUCCUUCAACAUGAUACACUUGUCAUGACUCGGGAUGCAGUAGAUCGGAUUGUCACCAGGAUGCAUACCCCUAUCAAACGAUGAUUGAGGUCACUGAACAUGAGAAAGAGAGUUUUAUGAUCAACCUGGUGUCAGAAGAAA
Messenger RNA from Asparagus officinalis (garden asparagus), 1064 nucleotides. Its product is annotated as 50S ribosomal protein L4-like. The coding region runs from base 57 to 1007 and encodes 316 amino acids. Gene Ontology annotation, molecular function: structural constituent of ribosome. The transcript has 7 exons. Gene Ontology annotation, biological process: translation. Lineage: Eukaryota; Viridiplantae; Streptophyta; Magnoliopsida; Asparagales; Asparagaceae. The record is from RefSeq and is a predicted model, not a curated record. Gene Ontology annotation, cellular component: ribosome.